Messenger RNA from Acaulospora colombiana, 322 nucleotides. Lineage: Eukaryota; Fungi; Glomeromycota; Glomeromycetes; Diversisporales; Acaulosporaceae. The record is from the annotation of a GenBank genome assembly.
AAAAUUCAAAGACUCAUAGAGGCAGGUGGUGAAUGUAACUUGGACCCAGCCUCAUCCUCCAUUUAUCUUACCUCCCCUCAUCCUUGCCCUUGCUCCCCAAAAUGCCUGCUUGCUUCAACAUGGGAUCAACCUGCCUCCCAUAUUGUAGCUGAGAGGUUGGUAAUUAGUAGUGGCAGUAGGCAGUCAGUAGCAGCUCAGUGCUGCUUCAUUACUGUCUCAAGUAGUCUACUAAGAGUGCUGCUACUGGAGCUCCUUGACAGCUACUUGGGAGCUCCUCUAGAGGGUCCCAAUUUACUGAUGCUGUCACUGCUCAAGCACCGAC